Xenopus tropicalis (tropical clawed frog) is the source of this 582-nucleotide messenger RNA. Its product is annotated as suppressor of cytokine signaling 1. Gene Ontology annotation, biological process: protein ubiquitination; intracellular signal transduction. The record is from RefSeq and is a predicted model, not a curated record. Lineage: Eukaryota; Metazoa; Chordata; Amphibia; Anura; Pipidae. The transcript has a single exon. The coding region runs from base 1 to 582 and encodes 193 amino acids.
AUGGUUGGAGGUGGGGUAUGUCCCCAGCAAGAGUCAGCCCAGAUUAUCUAUCCUGUGCCUGCUCCACUUGCACCCCCGUCGAGGUACCGCCUUUUCAGGGGAAGUGAGCGCCAACUUGUAGAACGUUCUGUGGUCACUUUGCAGGCCAGUGGUUUCUAUUGGGGACCCCUACCUACAAAAGAGGCUCAUGCUAUGUUAGAGCGUGAGCAGAUUGGUACAUUUUUGGUUCGGGACAGCUCACAGGGCAACCAUCUCUUUAGCGUCAGCAUCAAAAUGGAGUCUGGUCCAGUCAGUGUUCGGGUUCUAUUUUUGAAGGGCUUUUUCUGGCUAAGGGAGCUCUGUUCAGACUGCCCAGUUAAGCUUCUGGAGCUAGCUGUAGAGAAAUGCCAACAAACGCCUCUUAGGUGCCAAAAUGGCAUCCAGUUAACUCUGUCUCGGCCAUUGCGCAGGACUCGAAUCCUUAGCUUGCAGCAGAUGUGCCGUCGGAGCAUAAUUACUCACCAUGGAAGAGAGGGACUGCCUGCACUCCGCAUUCAGCCAGCACUGAGGAGAUUUAUUGAGGAUUUUCCAUUUAAGAUCUGA